Messenger RNA from Myodes glareolus (Bank vole), 1519 nucleotides. NCBI's taxonomy places the organism in Eukaryota, Metazoa, Chordata, Mammalia, Rodentia, Cricetidae. The record is from RefSeq and is a predicted model, not a curated record.
UCUUUUGCCUUUCAAAGAUCACUAUAUUUUAACUAUGAUUCGGUUAUAUUUUCCUAAAUGGGCACUGAGUUUUACCCUCUUUGCCCAAGCUGUGAAUGCACCGAACACUUUUAUUGCUGCUGUAUAUGAGCAUGCUGUUAUAUUGCCAAACAAAACAAAAACACCUGUUUCGAUGGAAAAGGCUUUGUUCCUGAUGAACAAGAACAUAGACAUUUUGGAGAAAGCAAUAAAGCUGACAGCCAAGCAGGGCACACAUAUCUUUGUGACCGCGGAAGAUGGAAUCUAUGGUUGGAUAUUCACCAGGGAGACCAUUUACCCCUAUCUGGAGGAUAUACCAGACCCUGAAGUGAACUGGGCUCCCUGUAGAGACCCUAAGAGCUGCACUUGUGCACGCAACAGACUAAAUAAGCGCCCUGCCCCUGAGCUGGAGUACAAUCUUUUUGCCCCAGAGAUUCAGUUUGAUUUCCCCAAAGAUUCAGAGUUGGUGACUUUUGACACUCCGUUUGGGAGAUUUGGCAUCUUCACUUGCUUUGACAUUUCCUCUUACGACUCAGCUGUGGCGGUUGUGAAGGACUUUCAAGUUGAUAGCGUUGUCUACCCUAUGGCAUGGUACAACACUUUGCCCCUCCUUUAAGCUGUCCCAUUCCAUUCAGCAUGGGUCAGAGCCAUGGGAGUCAACCUGCUGGCAGCAAACACCCACAACACCAGAAUGCACAUGACAGGGAGUGCGAUCUAUAGCCCGGAAGCCGGCUGUCUGUACCACUAUGACAUGGAGACAGAGAGCGGCCUGCUGUUGUUACCAGAAUUGAAGUCUCGGCCCCGCCAGCCAGCUAGCUCCCCUGCAGAGGCUGACUGGGAUGCUUACACCAGAAGUAUCCAGCCAUUCUCAUCAGAGCAGGCCGACUUCCCAGGGAUGAUUUAUUUUGAUGAAUUUAGCUUCACGCAGCUUUUGGGAAGUACUGGAAAUUACACAGUUUGCCAGAAGGACCUGUGUUGUCUCCUGACAUACAAGACGUCAGAGAACCGAAUGGAUGAGGCCUAUGUCCUGGGUGUCUUUGAUGGACCGCACACAGUAGAAGGGCAAUAUUAUUUACAGAUAUGCACAUUGCUGAAGUGUUAAACCACCAACUUGAGAACUUGUGAGGAACCCGUGGGGUCAGCUUUUACCAAGUUUGAAGAAUUCUCUCUCAGUGGCACCUUUGGGACAAACUACGUUUUUCCUCAAAUGGUCCUAAGUGGGAGUCAGCUUGCCCCGGAAAGAUAUUAUGAAGUUACAAGAGAUGGACGUCUCAGGAGCCGAGGUGGAGCCCCCUUGCCUGUCCUGAUGAUGGCCCUAUAUGGAAGAGUGUUUGAGAAGGACCCUCCACGCUUAGGGCAGGUACCUGGGAAGAUACGAUGAACCUCUUCAUUGAGUACUGUCAGGAUUACCCGGGCAAAGAGAGGGAACAUAAAUAAAAGAGUGUUUAUGUAGUUUUUGACUAGAAGAUACAAUGGAAGCUGUUGAAAGGGCAAAUCAAAU